GUUCCAUUCCCUGUUUAUACCAUGACCUGGAGUACUCGUAUGUGGCUACUGCCACUCGCGUACUUCUUCGCCUCCUCCGAGGGCUCCUUCGACACCUGCGACUUCAUGCUGGAAGACGAUCAUCCCUUCACGCUGGCCUGUGAGUCCCACUACAGCUCCGAUCUGAAGCUGAACUACCAAGACAUUUGGGUCAAGGCCGACGCGCCCUACUGGCUUUGGUGGCGGCGGCAGCCGAGCCUCCAGCUGCUGGCCUCCUUCUACGAGUCGCCCAUCUCGCCCUGCACCAACGUUACCCUGAGCCUCAACUGCCUGCACUGCUCGGACUCCGAGGAGCACGGCAUCCACAUCCGACCCGAGGCCAUCCACUGUUUCGACUUCUCGUUCUCCUACGUGCGGGCGCUGAUGAAGCACUGCGGCCUGUCGCCCAAUCCGGAGCCCAGUCGCGUGGCCAUCCACUAUGCGAGGCUGGUUCCGGACCGCCAAAUCCCAUCCCGGGCAGCCCGAAGUCGCCCAGGGAUCGUGGACCUCCUGGGUCUGUGGAGCAGCCGGUGGUAA
Molecule: messenger RNA, 555 nt
Organism: Drosophila gunungcola (fruit fly)
Lineage: Eukaryota; Metazoa; Arthropoda; Insecta; Diptera; Drosophilidae
Exons: 1
Coding region: 22-555 (177 amino acids)
Source: RefSeq, a predicted model, not a curated record